Molecule: messenger RNA, 1253 nt
Organism: Nelumbo nucifera (sacred lotus)
Lineage: Eukaryota; Viridiplantae; Streptophyta; Magnoliopsida; Proteales; Nelumbonaceae
Product: oxygen-evolving enhancer protein 1, chloroplastic
Biological process (GO): photosystem II assembly; photosystem II stabilization
Cellular component (GO): photosystem II oxygen evolving complex
Molecular function (GO): oxygen evolving activity
Source: RefSeq, a predicted model, not a curated record
CACUCACAAGCGCUUCUUUGUAAAGGAGUGCGAUAGGCCUACUGGAGGAGGAGAAAGCGAAACAGGCGACAACCGGAAACAAUGGCAGCCUCUCUUCAAGCCGCGGCAACUCUGAUGCAGCCGACCAAGGUCGGCGUGUCGUCUAGGAGUGGACAGCAGUUGAGAUCCUCUCAGAGUGUUUGCAAGGCUUUCGGCUUCGAAACAUCCGGAGCCAGGCUCACCUGCUCUCUUCAGAGCGAUCUCAAAGACUUCGCUCAGAAAUGCGUCGAUGCCUCCAAGAUCGCCGGCUUCGCACUUGCAACCUCUGCUCUUGUCGUAUCGGGAGCAAAUGCCGAAGGAGUCCCUAAACGGCUAACCUACGACGAGAUUCAGAGCAAGACAUACAUGGAGGUGAAGGGAACCGGAACCGCAAACCAGUGCCCAACCAUUGAGGGCGGCAUCGACUCUUUCGGCUUCAAGUCCGGCAAAUACAACAUGAAGAAGUUCUGCUUGGAACCCACGUCGUUCACCGUCAAGGCGGAGGGUGUCAGCAAGAACUCCCCUCCCGAGUUUCAGAAGACGAAGCUCAUGACCCGUCUAACCUACACACUGGACGAGAUCGAGGGACCCUUCGAAGUGUCCACUGACGGAACCGUUAAAUUCGAGGAGAAAGACGGAAUCGACUACGCUGCCGUUACGGUUCAGCUCCCAGGAGGCGAGCGUGUGCCUUUCCUCUUCACCAUCAAGCAGCUCGUAGCGUCCGGCAAGCCUGAGAAUUUUGGAGGGCAAUUCCUUGUGCCAUCUUACAGGGGUUCGUCUUUCCUAGACCCCAAGGGAAGAGGUGGUUCGACGGGUUACGACAACGCCGUUGCAUUGCCGGCCGGUGGAAGAGGGGACGAGGAGGAACUAACCAAGGAAAACAUUAAGGAUCCUUCAUCCUCCACUGGAACCAUAAGCCUUAGCGUGACCAAGAGCAAACCGGAGAGCGGUGAGGUGAUCGGGGUAUUCGAGAGCAUUCAGCCAUCUGAUACUGAUUUGGGAGCAAAGACUCCUAAAGACGUGAAGAUCCAAGGGAUCUGGUAUGCCAAGCUUGAGUCGUAGAUUUUUUUCCUUGUAUAUUUUAUCUUCGUUCCGGAUUUUAAAUGGGUACGUUAUGCAGACAGAUUAUGUCCCUUUUUCAUUUUUUUUCCUGGACUGUAAAAUUAAAAUUACAUGUAUUAAUCUGGUAAUCUCUAAAGUCUAAAAGACUAUAAAUUAAUCGUGUGUAUGGUCCA